AUGGCGGCGCGCCAUGUUCCCCUCUUCUUCGCCUCUUUCCUCCUCCUGGUUGCCGGUUGCGCCGCUGAGGGACCCAGCUACAGUUGCAGCUCCGGGGAGAAGGUCAAGUGCCAGGCGCUGGCCGGCUACGUGCCGGAGAACGAGACGACCUACGAGGCCAUCAAGGACCUCUUCCAGGUUCAAUCCCUCUUCGCCCUCUACGGAGCCAACAACCUCAGCACCUCCACCGCGCCCUCCACGAAGGUCCGCGGCGGCAACGCCGUGCGCGUGCCCUUCCCCUGCGCCUGCUACAAUGGUACGUGGACCUCUGAUCGGCAGCCGAUCUACAAGGUGAAGAAGGGCGACGGUCUGUACGACAUCGCCACCACCACGUACCGCAACCUCGUCGUCUACGAACGGAUCGCCGCCGUCAACAACCUGGCCGACGUGAACGUCAUCCUGGAAGGACAAGAGCUGUGGAUCCCUCUUCCCUGCAGCUGCGACGCUGUGGGCGGCCUCGAGACGGUGCACCUCGCGCACAUUGUGGAGCCGGGGAGCAGCGUGGCGGCGAUCGCCGACCAGUUCGGCACGACGGAGAAGACGCUGCUGGAGCUCAACAACAUAGCCGAUCCGAAGAGUCUGCAAGCAAACAAGGUCCUCGACGUGCCGCUCAGAGGUGAGAAACUCCAACCCUUCUCCUGGAACCACUCCCUGUAAUUUUUCCGCCAUUGCUGAAACCUCGGCGGCGGCGGCGGCGACAGCCUGCAAUUCCUCCAUUAGGAGCGACGCCGUCGACGGCUCUCUGCGCGUCCCCAACGGCAGCUACGCUCUCACAGCCGGCAACUGCAUCAAGUGCAGCUGCAGUUCCUCCUCUUGGCAGUGAGUCGUCUCCCUCCUAAUCUCCCACCUCGUUGAAGCAUACCUCCGUCCUUCCUCUUCAUCGUUUUCCUAUCUCUCUCUCUAUCAGGUUGGCCUGUGAGAUCGCCAAUCUGACGGCAACGAACACCUCCGCGUGCCGAGCACCGACGUGCAGCGCUACGACCUCAUCCGGGCGGACGAUCUCGCUGAAACUCGGAGAGGAUGCCCCCAGCGUCUGCGGGUCAACGCGCUGCCACUACGCCGGCUACUACAACACCUCCAACAUCCUUAACAUCACCGCCGUGCCCGUGACCAACCAGUCCACCUGUGGUAAUCUCACAGCGCCGCCCCCAGCGCCGCCCCCAGCGCCGCCCCCAGCGCCGUCCUCCUCGGCCGUUGACCUCCGGCCGCUGCUCGCCUCCCUCUACGCAGCCCUGCUCCUGCUCGCCACCCUCUAA
This is a messenger RNA of Spirodela intermedia, 1295 nucleotides long. NCBI's taxonomy places the organism in Eukaryota, Viridiplantae, Streptophyta, Magnoliopsida, Alismatales, Araceae. The record is from the annotation of a GenBank genome assembly.